AUGGUGCUCUAUGGAGUAUUAGCAGAAGCCGGGAGUGUCGAAUCCUCAUCGGAACGAACUGAUCGAAUGCAGUACUCGCCGGAGAAGGAAGUAAUGUAUAGAGGUGUACGCCGGAGACCAUGGGGAAAGUACGCCGCUGAAAUAAGGGAUUCUACGAGGAAUAGCGUGAGAGUGUGGUUGGGAACUUUUGACAAUGCAGAAGCAGCAGCCUUGGCUUAUGAUCAAGCGGCAUUUGCCAUGCGAGGGUCGACCGCGGUGCUCAACUUUCCGGCCGAUGUUGUUUACGAAUCUCUGAAAGAGAUGAGGUACGGUUUCGAGGCUGGAUGUUCGCCGGUGCUGGCAUUGAAGAAAAGACACUCUAUGAAGAGGAAAGCAGCGAGUAACAAGAAGAAGAAGGAGGAGCUAAGGCUAGAAAACUUGGUGGUUUUGGAGGACUUGGGUUCUGAAUAUUUGGAUGAACUCCUUAGUUUGUCUGAAAAGUCUUCUACUUGGAGAAGAAUCAACAAUAGUUCAAUUGGUUAG
Fraxinus pennsylvanica is the source of this 522-nucleotide messenger RNA. The record is from the annotation of a GenBank genome assembly. Lineage: Eukaryota; Viridiplantae; Streptophyta; Magnoliopsida; Lamiales; Oleaceae.